Messenger RNA from Aspergillus chevalieri, 1257 nucleotides. RefSeq lists its product as uncharacterized. Bases 1 to 1257 code for a protein of 418 amino acids. Lineage: Eukaryota; Fungi; Ascomycota; Eurotiomycetes; Eurotiales; Aspergillaceae. The record is from RefSeq and is a predicted model, not a curated record. Gene Ontology annotation, molecular function: nucleic acid binding. Gene Ontology annotation, cellular component: nucleus. The transcript has a single exon.
AUGUUAACGGUUGGCAGAUACUACAUCUACGUUCCGCUGCACAUCAGUCCCCGGCCACUCCUCCUCGUUCCUGUCAGCCAGGUCGAAAAACUACUGAAAGAUAUUAAUCGGAAAUACGAAACCAACUGUUCCCUUCCAUUGAGCGACGGUUUUGUCCUGAACUUCCAGGAAGACGGCACCCCCCAGCCCAUAUUCCUUGGUCAGAGUACCAGCCGGGAGAUGAAGGAUUACCUCGAGUCGCGCAUUAAAACUGUGCCGAACAGCAAGUUUGAAAAUGAGGCAAUACCGGAAUACCAGGCUUAUGAAGAAAAGAUCGAAGCAGCAGUUAGGUUGAUCAAAAACAAGAAAGGUGCUUCAAAGGCGAAGAAACAGCUCGUCCGUAUCAAGACGGAGCACAAAUGGAUCCGGUGUCUGGAACGAACGCAAACCUAUUUCGGCCUGCGGUGUGAUCCGUCCAACACUAACCAGGACCCUGAACCCUCCAACCAGCAAGAGUCGAGAAAACAGCCAAACGAGGAGGUAGCGGAAGGAGAAAAACCGGCGUGGAAAUCAGUUCAGCUGGCCCCAAGUUUCGACGUGCCCGCUCCGUAUGUAUUCUUGAACGAGCCGGUGUUUAUCAGCGUCGACGUUGAAUGCAACGAGCGAUGCCAUUCUCAAAUCACCGAGAUCGGUCUUUCGAUACUCGACACGCGGGACCUAGCCGGCACUGCUCCAGGCCAGAAAGCGGCAAACUGGACCUCCCGAAUCAAAUCCCGUCAUCUACGCGUAGUAGAAUACGGCCACAUUGUCAACCACGAAUUUGUUCCCGGAUGCCCCGACAGAUUUGAAUUUGGAAAAAGCGAAUGGGUCAAGCUGGGGAACAUGGCGUCAGUUGUGGACAACUGUUUCCGAUCUUACCUCCCUGAGACCGCAGACGGCGAAGACACCCAAACUGAACGACGCAACGUGGUCUUGGUGGGACACAACCCCUCCGCAGACGUUAACUACUUUCUUGACCUGGGUGUGCCCAUAUUCAGAGAAUCCGAGGAGAUGGGCGUGUUCCUGGAUACGGUCGAUACAGCUGAAGUGUUCCGCGUGUCUAGGCAGGAGAUGAAUGUGCGGUCUUUGGGUAGUAUUCUUGGAACGCUUGGAAUUACGGGAUGGUAUUUGCAUAAUGCAGGGAAUGAUGCACGCUAUACUAUGGAGGCCUUGGUUCGAAUGCUGUUCCAUGAGAGCCAUUUCUACCCUCAUGACGUUGCAGCGGGAUGCGUUUCAUGA